Mucor mucedo is the source of this 441-nucleotide messenger RNA. RefSeq lists its product as uncharacterized. The record is from RefSeq and is a predicted model, not a curated record. The coding region runs from base 1 to 441 and encodes 146 amino acids. Lineage: Eukaryota; Fungi; Mucoromycota; Mucoromycetes; Mucorales; Mucoraceae. The transcript is spliced from 3 exons.
AUGAUGAGCAAGUGUUUUGUAUUCAUGUCCAAUCGGUUGUGUUUUCUGGGUGCCUUUUUAUAUCAGGCGCUUCUCCGCCGAGUCACUGAUCCAAGCUCUUAUCAACUCAGAGAUAUCUUCCAGGCUCAAGUGGUCUCUAAAAAGUCAUCCGAGUCGAAAAUCUUUUGGAAGCAUGGUUAUCAGGACUUUAUCGGCGGUAACGUUGAUCAAUUCCAGGAUCCGGCUUUUCCUUGUGAGAACACGACAAUUAACGUUGAUGACGUUGAUGAGCAGAGACAACAUGACAUCCGAAGGGAAGUUUUCCAUUUGGUUAAAUCCAAGCGACUGAUACAAGCUUUGGCGGAUUUCAGGAAUUGGCUUUUAGAAGUAACUUUCCAAUAUCGGGUCGCAAUAGGUCUUACUGAUGAACAUAAUAUUAGACAGAGCAAGGAGAUGUUAUAG